This is a messenger RNA of Hypoxylon trugodes, 2289 nucleotides long. Its product is annotated as putative acid phosphatase. NCBI's taxonomy places the organism in Eukaryota, Fungi, Ascomycota, Sordariomycetes, Xylariales, Hypoxylaceae. The record is from RefSeq and is a predicted model, not a curated record. Gene Ontology annotation, molecular function: acid phosphatase activity; metal ion binding. Bases 568 to 2067 code for a protein of 499 amino acids. The transcript has 2 exons.
GAAAACAAGAUGUCAAGUGUAAAAAUUCUGCGCCAUUUACUUUUUCUCCAACUUCCCGGUCAAGACAGUGUCAAGUUCAUUCACGUACUAUAUUCAGCUAUAAGCCUCUUUCCUCAUCAGUUUCAAUACAUCUCAGAACUAAUGCAAGCCAUAGAGAUACACAGCUAAUAAUUCUUCACUGUCAGGUUCCACGACGGAGACUAGCUUCUUAUUUAGGUAAUCCCCUCGGCACUAUGAUGCUGAACCAACCGGCCAUAUAUCGACCUUGUUCCCGGUCCGCCGCGGGUCCCUCCUUUCUCACCCAAUCGUCUUGGCACGAGCCGCGGGCAUAACCCUUCCAAUGCAACUCCUACCAUAACAUCUCCACGAUUGGCUACGCAACACUACGAGAAGCUACACAUUCGAUAGCGCGGUUCUAGAUACGGUACCGCACGUGGGUGCAUAUUCGUCAGCCAUAUAGAACGCGCGUAUCAUAAAUACUCCAAACAUUGGUAGGUCAUUGAAUAUCUAGGUGAGAUGUAAGUUUCGGCAUUGAUCUACGCUUCAUUUAAGGUGUAGCGAGUUUGCAUGAUGGUGAACCCGUCUAAGAUCGUGAAGGGACUCCCGGUUCUAGCUUCUUGUGCUAGUGCCGCGGCUAGUUAUCCACCAAAACCUGCUGACUUGACUACUCCAGUUCAACAGCGUCUUGCUAUCAACGGUCCCAAUGCCGUCGCUAUCGGUUGGAAUACAUACCAGAAGAUAGAUCAACCGUGUGUCCAAUAUGGCACAUCGAGCAAUGCUCUCACUUCAAAGGCCUGCUCAAGCUCCUCGGUCACUUACGCAACAUCGCGAACAUACUCCAAUGCAGUCACUCUCACAGGACUUUCACCAGCCACCACUUACUACUAUAAGAUAGUGUCAACAAACUCCAGCGUCGAGCACUUCUUCAGUCCGCGAGUGGCCGGUGAUACAACGCCCUUCUCCAUGAACGCCGUGAUCGACCUCGGUGUCUAUGGCGCUGACGGGUUUACUAUUCAAAUGGACGAAACCAAGCGGGACACGAUUCCGACCAUUGACCCGUCAUUAAACCACACGACUAUCGCGCGGUUAGCUGAGACCGUCGAUGACUACGAGUUCAUCGUGCAUCCUGGAGACUUCGCAUACGCCGACGACUGGUACCUAAAGACGAAGAACCUACUCGACGGCGAGGACGCCUUCCAAGCCAUCCUCGAGCAAUUCUACGACCAACUAUCCCCAGUAUCCGGGCGAAAGGCAUACAUGGCCAGCCCAGGCAAUCACGAAGCCGCAUGUCAAGAAAUACCAUAUACGACCGGCCUCUGUCCCGCCGGCCAGAAUAAUUUCACAGAUUUCAUGACCCGUUUCGGCGCCACCAUGUCCACAGCCUUCCCCUCGACCUCCGCGAAAGACACCGCCCGCGUAAACGCCAAUAAAGCGAAACUCCUAGCCAAGCCACCCUUCUGGUAUUCCUUCGAAUACGGACUCCUACAUUUCGUCAUGAUCGACACAGAAACCGACUUUGACUCUGCGCCCGACGGCCCAGGCGGUUCAGCCGGCCUCAACAGCGGACCCUUCGGGACCUCAGGGCAACAACUUGAGUUCCUAGAAGCGGAUUUAGCAUCCGUAGACCGUACCGUAACACCUUGGUUACUCGUCGGUGGUCAUCGCCCCUGGUACACAACCGGCGGUGACGGGUGUGCCGCGUGUCAAGCCGCGUUCGAGCCACUGCUUUAUAAGUACGGCGUCGACCUAGCGAUUCUCGGACAUGUGCAUAAUUCGCAACGGUUCCAACCUGUAUUCAACAAUACGGUGGAUCCGAAGGGUAUGCGUGACCCGAAGGCGCCUAUGUACAUAGUCGCUGGCGGAGCGGGGAAUAUUGAGGGUCUGAGUGCUGUGGGAAGUAAUGUGUCGUUUAAUUCUUUCGCGUAUGCUGAUGACUUUAGUUAUGCUACGAUUAGUUUCCUGGAUGCGAAGAAUUUGAAGGUGGAUUUUAUAAGGUCUGCGACGGGGGAGGUGUUGGAUUCUUCGGUGUUGUAUAAAUCGCAUGCGGAGCAAUUUGUUGUGCAGUGAAUGAGGUGGUAGUAUAUUAGAGUAAUUGGAUAUAGUUUAUGCGACAGUUUGAGAGCGAUAUUUCCUGGAUGUUUGUUUUACCUGUGAUAUCUCAUACCAGGAGGCGUGAAAUAUGGUAUUCUCUACGUAAGCGACACACUCCAAGUAGGGUCUUCUUAACAUGCACAAUGAUGCCAGCAAGUAAACUUAAGAAACUUGAAAUCAUGUUAGUCCAUUGUUUAG